AUGCACGGCAUUACAGAAACGAUACUAGAGACUUUCGCACAGCACUGGCUCUCAAUAGGCCUGUCACUUAUUGUAGCCUGGCUGGUGAAGAACCGCUAUAACAAUGGCCUCAACAAGUACCCAGGACCCUUCCUGGCCUCAUUAACAGACUGGUGGCGCUUCUUCGAUGUAAAGGGCUGCCGUCCAGAGGUUACACAUCAAAAGUUGCACGCAAAAUAUGGUGACGUCGUCCGUCUCGGCCCCAACACUCUCUCCUUUGCCGACCCAGCUGCUUUGAAGAGCAUCUACGGCCUGAACAAGGGCUUCGUAAAGUCCGACUUUUAUAUCGUCCAACAGUCUAUUGCCAAGGGCUUCAGGCUCGAGUCCCUUUUUAGCACGACAAACAAUGACUUCCACUCUCAGUUCCGUCGUUGCGUCAACUCGGCCUUCUCCAUGUCCGCCUUGGUCCAGUAUGAGCCCUUUGUCGACAACACGACGAAGCUCUUCCUCUCUCAGACGGAGAAGCUGUUUGCUGGAAACCCCGAGGGAUGUGACUUCACCACGUGGUUGCAGUUCUACGCAUUCGACGUCAUUGGAGAGAUCACCUACAGCAAGCGCCACGGCUUCAUCGAGAAGAAUGAGGACAUUGAUGGAAUUGUGGCCUACCUGGGCAAGCUGUUCCUCUAUGUCGCACCGAUUGGCCAAAUCCCCUUCCUCGAUCUCCUGCUCCUUAAGAACCCAAUCUACCUGAAGCUCUCCCAAUGGGGCUUCAUCGACGCCACCUUCCCCGUAGCCCGCUUCGCCCGCGACCGCAUGGCCGAGCGCCUCCCCGAGCUCGACGGCAAGGAACCCCUCCUCCCCGUCACCUCGGGCAAGAAGCUCGCCGAGCAGCCCGACCUCCUCUCCAAGUUCCUGGCCGCGCGCGAGGCCCGCCCCGAGUUCAUGUCCGACAUCCUCGUCCAGACCAUGGCCGUCAGCAUGGCCUUUGCCGGCUCCGAGACCACCGCCAUCAGCCUGGCUGCCGUCUUCUACUACCUUCUCCGGACCCCGACGGCGCUGACGCGGUUGAGGGACGAGCUGGAUACGUUUGCGCGGGAGGGCGGCUUCAGUGAUAACGAGACGGGACUGGUGACGUGGACUGAGGCCCAGAAGCUCGUGUAUCUCGAUGCAUGUGUCAAGGAGGCCUUCCGCAUGCACCCGGCCGCCGGUCUGCCGCUGGAGCGCAUCGUCCCUGACCAGGGCGCCGAGAUUGCGGGCCACUUUGUCAAGGGCGGCACGAUUGUGGGCUGCAGCGCGUGGAUUAUUCACCGCCGACCAGAGAUUUGGGGUGAGGAUGUCGAUACCUACCGCCCGGAGCGUUGGUUGCCGGAGGAGGGCAAGGAUGCCGCGGCGGAGGAGAAGAGGAUCAAGGAGAUGAACGGGCACAUGUUCCAGUUUGGCAUGGGCAGCCGGACGUGUAUCGGAAAGAACAUUAGUCUGUUGGAGAUUUACAAGGUCAUUCCGAGCUUGCUCAGGAGAUUCGACAUUUCCUUCAAGGACCCGAGCCAAGAGUGGGAGCUGGUCAACGCGUGGUUCGUCAAGCAGAACAACUUCCAGGCCAAGUUUUCCAGGAGGGAUAUCAUUACCAAAGACAGUACCAACGAGAAGGUUGAGUCAUAG
Molecule: messenger RNA, 1638 nt
Organism: Colletotrichum abscissum
Lineage: Eukaryota; Fungi; Ascomycota; Sordariomycetes; Glomerellales; Glomerellaceae
Product: cytochrome P450
Exons: 4
Coding region: 1-1638 (545 amino acids)
Molecular function (GO): heme binding; oxidoreductase activity, acting on paired donors, with incorporation or reduction of molecular oxygen; iron ion binding
Source: RefSeq, a predicted model, not a curated record